This is a messenger RNA of Bufo bufo (common toad), 936 nucleotides long. RefSeq names its product olfactory receptor 11L1-like. The record is from RefSeq and is a predicted model, not a curated record. Gene Ontology annotation, cellular component: membrane. Lineage: Eukaryota; Metazoa; Chordata; Amphibia; Anura; Bufonidae. Gene Ontology annotation, biological process: G protein-coupled receptor signaling pathway. The transcript has a single exon. Bases 1 to 936 code for a protein of 311 amino acids. Gene Ontology annotation, molecular function: olfactory receptor activity; G protein-coupled receptor activity.
AUGGAACAUCACAACAUUAGUAAAGUGACUGAGAUUCUGCUUUUGGGGUUUAAGGAUUUACACAGGUUAAAUUAUCUGUUCUUUCUUCUCCUGAUGAUCAUCUACUGUAUGACUGUAUGUGGAAACCUCCUCAUCAUUCUGGUGGUGUCUUACAGCCGAUCGCUCCAUUCUCCCAUGUACUUCUUCCUCACACAGCUCUCCCUCUCAGAUAUCCUUCUCUCCACCACCAUCGUACCCAACAUGCUCCAUUUUGUGUUAUAUGAAGGAAGUUCUGUGUCUCUUAUCAGCUGUUUGACUCAGUUUUAUUGUUUUGUAGCAACCGAAUCAAUAGAAUGUCUUCUCCUGACUGUGAUGUCCUACGAUCGGUAUCAGGCCAUCUGUAACCCUUUACGCUACACCACAGUCAUCGACCAAAGGUUUUGUAUAAAAGCCAUUGUAUUGUGCUGGUUAGUGAUUUUUAUUAUGGAGUUGAUGACUGUCUUAACAAUGGGCCAAUUGGAUUUCUGUGGACCAAACAUGAUUGACCAUUUCUUCUGUGACUUAGAGCCUUUACUGGGGCUUUCCUGUUCAGACACUUUUAUAAUGAAAUUAGAGACUUUGCUUUUUGUCAUUUUUAUUGCUAUUUGUCCUGUUAUAGUCAUAAUAGUGUCCUACAUGUACAUUAUCUUCACCAUCCUAAAGAUCCCCUCUGUGACCGGGAGGCAGAAGACCUUCUCCACCUGUAGUGCCCAUUUAACCGUGGUGUCUCUCUAUUAUGGAUCACUUAUUACCAUCUAUGUAUUUCCACGUCAACAAAAUGCUAAGACCUUUCUAUCACUGUUCUACACUGUAGUAACUCCACUACUUAAUCCUAUGAUUUACAGUCUCAGUAACAGAGAUAUUAAGCAGGCUCUUAAGAAACUCUUCAAAAACAUUCUGCAGUUCCUAAGUUUUUGA